Molecule: messenger RNA, 1031 nt
Organism: Lucilia cuprina (Australian sheep blowfly)
Lineage: Eukaryota; Metazoa; Arthropoda; Insecta; Diptera; Calliphoridae
Product: protein lap1
Exons: 3
Coding region: 125-610 (161 amino acids)
Molecular function (GO): protein binding
Source: RefSeq, a predicted model, not a curated record
AAACAUAUUUUAAAAUGCAUUUAUUUUUCAGGUUUUAGAUUUAUCAUUUAAUCGCAUUAAGAAACUUAAACGCAGCUCAUUUCAACCCUACACAAGUGUUAAAUAUUUAUUACUCUAUGAGAAUAUGAUACAAUCUGUGGAACCGGGUACUUUUUCACAUUUAACAUCACUACAGGAAAUAGAUCUAUCGAAUAAUGCUCUCAUGACCAUACCUCUGGAAUUGUUGCAAUUGCCCUCUUUAAGAAAUCUAUAUAUAGAUAGUAAUGAAUUGACUUUCUUGGAAAGAGAUCUAGAGGCUUUAGAAACUCCUAUUAAAGCUCCAUUAGAAUAUUUAAAUGUAGCCGACUGUGGUCUACAAGAUAUACCCGAUUUGGGUAUAUUACCAAAACUUUGGCAUAUAAAUGCCUCUAUGAAUCCUUUAAUGGACUUAAGUAUUGAUCGUUUUGCCAAUUUGUGCAAUUUGAAGAGUAUAGAUUUAACACGCACUCAACUAUCACAGUGUCAGUGCCAGCAGGUUAAUAAUCACUUAAGAAGUUUGCAGGUGAAGACAAAAUUUGUUCCAGUUUGUGUGGGUAAGUUGAAAGAUUAUUAUCCAUUAUUCCUCAUAUGAUAGUUUAUACUAUAGAGGAGACUAUAUUCCAUAUGAUAGACAAUAUAAUAUUCCUAUUUAUGUAGAAGACCAUAGUCCAGACCAUAUUGACUAUACGAUAGUACAAGCUAGAGACAAUAGACUUGAAUAUAUUCCCGACAAUGACUAUACUAUAACCUAGACUGGAGGCAUGACAAUUAUCCAGCCAUAAGACUAAAAUAUAUUCCAAACUAUAGUUCGGACGGUAGACAAGACUAAAGUUCAAGCUACAGGUUAGACUCAAGUCUAGACUAUUGACUAGGAUUUAUUUCAGAUUAUAUGUUAUACUACAGUUCAGUCCAAAGUCCCGAUUAUAGACUAGACUGUGGUCCUGACAAUAGAUUAAGCUACAAUCCAGACUAUAGACUUAAAUAUAGUCCAGAUUAUACACAAGACUAUAGAC